Molecule: messenger RNA, 297 nt
Organism: Exophiala bonariae
Lineage: Eukaryota; Fungi; Ascomycota; Eurotiomycetes; Chaetothyriales; Herpotrichiellaceae
Exons: 1
Coding region: 1-297 (98 amino acids)
Source: RefSeq, a predicted model, not a curated record
AUGGCUUCCGCCAAAGAUCUCGAUUCCGCUGCUAUUAGCGAUGGUGGCCUCCAAUCUGAACGAGGCUCCGACAAAGCCUCCCGUGCUUGUGUCGGGGAACGCUCUGUCCAGAAGUGGGUCGACGGCAUUGACGUCGCUGACGACCCAACCGAAGACGACAGUGACAACGAGGAUCUUCGUAUCUAUCGCAUCCUGCCAGCAGCGCAUAGAGAUCCAGACCGAGAACGUCGUUCAGCGGCUCCUUCUCCAGAAGCGCGAUACCCACCUUCUCCUCCACCAUCACCUCUCAACAACUAA